CCCUCUCUCAUUAAUCCAAUUCUCCAACUUGUCAAGCUUCAUAAACUGGCUUAGUCUCCGCCCCUCUCUUUCUCUAGAACUAGAAAAAGGAAGAGAGAACAUGGCGUCAUGGUCAUCGUCGUCCACGCAGCGGAGCAGCGGCGCGACCAUGCCGUGCUCCGUGGUAAAGCUCGACGACGACCUGCUGCACCACGAGGAGGAGACCGCCGAGGAGAUCCGGCGCGGCCCGUGGACCGUGGAGGAGGACCUCACACUCGUCAACUACAUCGCCGACCACGGCGAUGGCCGCUGGAACUCCCUCGCCCGCGCCGCCGGGCUUAAGCGGACGGGGAAGAGCUGCCGGCUGCGGUGGCUGAACUACCUCCGGCCGGACGUGAAGCGCGGCAACUUCACCGCCGACGAGCAGCUGCUCAUCCUCGACCUCCACUCCCGCUGGGGUAACAGGUGGUCCAAGAUAGCUCAACACCUUCCUGGGAGGACCGACAAUGAGAUCAAAAACUACUGGAGGACAAGGGUGCAAAAGCACGCCAAGCAGCUCAACUGUGAUGCUAACAGCACCAAGUUCAAGGAUGCCAUGAAGUAUCUAUGGAUGCCUCGCCUUGCUGACCACCACCUUCAGCAAGCAUCUACAGUAGGUGAUCAUCUUGUGCCUGGUCCACCAACGGCCUACAUGGAGAGCUCCGGCAUGGUGACAUCGUCGUCCGACUCGUUUGCAUCGGAGUCAUAUGAUGGUGCACGCUGUGCAAAUGCGAGCGUGGGAGAGAUGAUACAUAGUGGGGAUUGGGUUCAAGAGCAGAAUCAAGGGUUUUGGCCUGAGACAAACCAGAAUUUCCAGCUUCAAGACUCGGAGUUGUCUGGAUGGGUACAAGGGUUCUCCGAGUCCGACAGCCUCGCUGAGAAUUUUUGGAGUUUGGAGGACAUUUGGAAGAUGCAAUGAUUUAUAUUCUAUGUUGGAAAAGGGUCACGUGCAUAUACGAUUUAUGGUCGGCAUGGUGGUGUUGAGUUAGAUGCGUCACUUAUAUGGAGAAAAAACUAGAGUUAAUUAGUUUAUUCUAACUCGAAAAGUCACUAUUUUAUAGAACAGUGAUUAAAGUUC
Messenger RNA from Triticum urartu, 1096 nucleotides. RefSeq names its product transcription factor JAMYB. Gene Ontology annotation, cellular component: nucleus. Gene Ontology annotation, molecular function: DNA-binding transcription factor activity; sequence-specific DNA binding. The record is from RefSeq and is a predicted model, not a curated record. Gene Ontology annotation, biological process: regulation of DNA-templated transcription. NCBI's taxonomy places the organism in Eukaryota, Viridiplantae, Streptophyta, Magnoliopsida, Poales, Poaceae.